GGUGCAACAUUAUGUGAGUUGGAGGAUUGGUUGGAUAAAUACCGGCCAUUGCAUUUGUCAGGCCCAUUAUUAAAAUCCUAUAUGUGUAUUAUAAAUUAUAACUGUGUGUGAUGGAUCAUCCAAGACCUGGGGGGGAGAGGUCAUUCAGACUAUGGGUUUGUGUAUUGCAUUUUAUUGGGGGUCUGGCUGUUUGUUUACAUCUCCUUUGAAGUCAAAGGCUUUUUUGAAGUCAUGCACUCUGGUCCCAUCAUAUAAUCAAACAGAUAAGGGGCCAGGAAGAGAGAAGACCCCCUGAUGGGAUCAGAAGGGGGGGGGAUCGAGUCUCCCAUCCAAAAAGGCAGAUAUAUAAUAUUUAACAAUGCUAGACUCAGUGUGUUCAAGGCUGUGCCCAAAGCUAACAGGACCAUCCGAAGAACAGCUGGACUCUCACUCUCAUGGACUGAUACCAUCAUGCUGCUUGCCAGCGUAGGAGACCAUGCAGAAAAUAGUCGGGCAUAGCGCAGCAAACAGGAAGGAUGAAGCAAAGCUUGGCAAGCUGGCUCCUCCUCCACUGCGCACAAGACGGACUUUGCAUACUAGCAUUGGGAACAAUAUCUAGAAAAGGGCUGGACUGAUUUUAAUAACAAAAAAAAAAGAUGAAGACUUCAAAAUAUUUAGCAGUUUUUUUCACCUUUAUUGCCUUCAACACCAUAAAUUGUGAAGAAACAAAUAUAAGGACAUCAGCCAGCAGUGAGGUGCCGCAGCCCAUCCAGAGACGAUAUUCAGAAGCUAUCCUAGCCAGUGACUACAGCAGAUCGGUCGAUAACAUGCUCAAAAAGAACUUUGUGGACUGGUUGCUCGGCAGAAGAGAGAAGAAAAGCGACAAUUUUUCUGACUUUGGCAAAAGACAGGUGGAUUUUCAGAUUCCAGACUUCACUAUGGACACGGACUCAAUGGAAGGCGCCGAAGGGAACAAGAAAUUUUUGCCUUGGGUCUUAAAAUACAAGCAGAUGAGCAGUGCUCAGAAUAACGUGAACACAGCGGUGUGUCAGCAAACCUUGGAUCUACUCAUGGCAAUGGAUUUAUGUAAUGCGAGAUUUCCCUAAUCAUUAUUGCCUCACCCAGUUCAGCACCGGUUGUCUGAGAGACAGUGAAAAUAUUUACAGCUUUAAUAUUCGGCCAGAAUUCAAUAUGUAUUCACAAAGCAAUAAAACAUUCAUAUAACAA
Messenger RNA from Hyla sarda, 1206 nucleotides. RefSeq names its product glucagon-1-like. Gene Ontology annotation, biological process: regulation of fatty acid biosynthetic process; response to glucose; response to starvation. Lineage: Eukaryota; Metazoa; Chordata; Amphibia; Anura; Hylidae. Gene Ontology annotation, cellular component: extracellular region. The transcript is spliced from 7 exons. Gene Ontology annotation, molecular function: glucagon receptor binding; hormone activity. The record is from RefSeq and is a predicted model, not a curated record. The coding region runs from base 636 to 1085 and encodes 149 amino acids.